This is a messenger RNA of Gossypium raimondii (Peruvian cotton), 3880 nucleotides long. RefSeq lists its product as uncharacterized. The coding region runs from base 194 to 3631 and encodes 1145 amino acids. The record is from RefSeq and is a predicted model, not a curated record. The transcript is spliced from 23 exons. NCBI's taxonomy places the organism in Eukaryota, Viridiplantae, Streptophyta, Magnoliopsida, Malvales, Malvaceae.
UAUUCUUCUUAUUAAUUGAAGACAUAAAAGGAAAAAUAUAAUACAUGAAUUUUUCUAAAGCUAAGAAGACUUUUUGCUUGAACUGUUGAACUAGACCCAUUUUGUGUUUUGCUCUCACUCUCACUCCAAUUCUCACUCUUUUUUCACAAUCACUUUGUGGGUUGGAUUUUAGGUCAAGUGGAAGAACUAUACAAUGUUCACCCAAGGCCUUGACAAGGAUGCGUUCAGAUGGGUUCGUGCGGGAGGUGCUGCCAAGAACAGAGAUUUUUUCGGUGUGACCAUGGCAGCAAAACAAGCACUUGAUCCUAUUACCAGUUUAAGAAAUGCUGGAUUACCUCCUUCUGCAAAAUUUCGUAAUGGACAUUUAUCCCAAAAUAUAAUACCUGUUAAUGGCAAUGAUGAUGGUUCAGAAUCAGACAUGGACAUCUCAUCUGAUUCUGAAGAGCAUGUCCAUGACGGGCAGUACUCGUUCAUUUCAUCUCCACAAGAUGAUAAGGUGCAUAAUGUUGCAGCUGCUUCGAUGCAGAAAUCAGAGGCUCAUGGUCAUUAUGGACCUCAGCUGAAACUAGGAAAUGGUGCUCAGAGACCAGCUCAGGUCUGUGGUGGGAAGGCGGACACUGUAGAUAAGCAAUUUUCAGAUUCUGCCUGUAGCACUGAAGUUUCGUAUAUGCAGUAUAGAAGCAACAAUGGUGGUGCACCUCCUGGGGAAGCAUAUAAUUCAGAUAGUUAUUCUUCUACAGUUACUUCUAGGGUUUUUCAUACUGGAGGAAUGCAAAAGGUGAAGCCUUUUCACUAUGAUACCAUUAUUCAAGAUAACAGUGGGGAUGAGAUUCUUGACCAAUCAGUGAGGACUGUGGAACAUGGAGGAACCAACGAAUCCACUAAUAAUAUGCCCACACGUCGCCCUAUAUUUCAUGCAAGUGGGCUUGGUCCAUGGUGUGCAGUGCUGUCUUAUGAUGCAUGUGUACGUUUAUGCUUAAAUUCAUGGGCCAAAGGUUGCACGGAAGAGGCUCCCUACUUCUUGAAUCAAGAAUGUGCAGAGUUGCGGAAAGCAUUUAGUCUACAGCAGGUACUAUUGCAGCCAGAAGAAGAGCUAUUGGCAAAACAAUCUUCUGAGUUAGUUAGUGAAGCAGCUGCUCCUAAAUCAAAGAGGUUCAUUGGCAAAAUGAAAGUUCAAGUGCGUAAAGUCAAAAUGGGUUUAGAUCCUCCUCCUGGCUGCAAUCUGUCUAUGGUGAAGAUGGAAUCCGUUCAUCAACGUUUCUGCAAAGUAAACUCGAUGUUGCAUUCUGGAUGGGAAGCUCUUCGGAAAGUUCGAGUGGCUCCCAAUACGCCUGUAAAUGGUUCUCUUUCAAAGCAAAGCCUAGCUUAUCUGCAGGCUAGCAGCCAGUAUAUAAAGGAGGUAUCCAAGCUCUUGAAAACUGGAGUGACUACUUUGCGCAGCAAUUCAACAUCAUAUGAAGAAAUUCCAGAAACAUAUUGUUGCUUGCUGAAAUUGAAAAGUUCUUCUGAGGAUGAUGGGACCAAAAUGCAACCAGGAUCCAGUGAAACUCAUGUGUUCUUACCUGAUGGCCUUGGUGACGAUUUGAUUGUCAAAGUUCAUGACUCCAAGGGGCAGUAUUGUGGUCAUGUCGUAGCACAAGUGGUUUCUAUUGCCGAUGACCCUGGUGACAAGCUUCGAUGGUGGCCAAUAUAUCAUGAGCCGGAUCAUGAACUUGUUGGCCGGAUUCAACUGUAUAUACACUAUUCAACCAGUCAAGAGGAGAAUAAUCUCAAGUGUGGUUCUGUUGCAGAAACUGUAGCAUAUGAUCUUUUGAUGGAAGUCGCAAUGAAAGUUCAGCACUUUCAGGAAAGAAAUUUGUUGCUACAUGGCCCUUGGAAGUGGUUGGUGAAUGAAUUUGCAUCAUACUAUGGUGUAUCAGAUGCAUAUACAAAGUUAAGAUACCUUUCUUAUAUCAUGGAUGUGGCUACACCAACUGCGGACUGCCUUACAUUAAUACAUGAUUUACUAUCUCCUGUGAAGUCCAAUACCAAGCACAAAUUAAGUCACCAAGAGAACCGCAUCCUUGGGGAAGUUGAGGAUCAGGUCCAGCAGAUUUUAAAUGUGAUCUUUGAAAAUUACAAGUCAUUAGAUGAAUCAUUGCCAUCGGGGAUGAUGAGUGUUUUUAAGGCCGCCACUGGAUCACCAGCUCCUGCCUUGGUCCCUGCCAUCAAGCUCUAUAGCCUAUUACAUGAUAUAUUAACUCCCGAGAUACAACUGAAGUUCUGUGGAUACUUUCAGGCUGCUGCAAAAAAGAGAUCAAGAAGGCACCAGGCUGAAACAGACGAGUUCAUUUUGAGCAAUAAUGGCAGUGCAUUGAUGGAUCCAAUGACUCUUUCAAUGUCUUAUCAGAAGAUGAAAUUUUUAAUUUCAAGUAUCAAGAAUGAGAUUUUCACCGAUAUAGAGAUCCACAAGCAGAAUAUUCUUCCUAGUUUUAUAGACCUUCCAAAUCUUUCUGCACCCAUAUACAGUGCAGAUCUUUGCAGUAGAUUGCGAGCACUUCUUGUUUCAUGCCCCCCUCCUGGCCCCUCUCGUCCUGUAAUAGAACUUGUUAUUGCAACAGCAGACUUUCAAAGAGAUCUGUCUUCCUCAAAUAUUAAACCUGUUAAAGGGGGAGUCGAGGCAAAAGAACUAUUUCACUCUUAUAUAACAUGUUGGAUUGAAGAGAAGCGCCAUUCUUUACUUGAUUCAUGCAAGCUAGAUAAGGUUAAAUGUUCUGAUAUUAAAACAUCGCAAUCAACAACUCCUUUCAUAGAUGAUAUGUAUGAUCAGCUAACAGAGACAUUGAAUGAAUAUGAAAUUAUCAUUUCUCGCUGGCCAGAAUUCACAAUCAUCUUGGAAAAUGCUGUAGCAGAUGUUGAGAAAGCCAUUAUUAAAGCUUUAGAGAGACAACAUGCUGAUGUUCUAGCUCCACUGAAGGAUGGCCUUGCUCCUAAGAUAAUUGGCAAAUAUGUUCAGAAAUUCACCAAAGGAACUGCUGUCAUCUACGUUGUUCCGGAUGAGUUGGGAGUUCUUUUGAAUUCCAUGAAAAGGAUACUUUUUGUACUGCAUCCCAAGAUAGAAACCAAGCUGAAGUCAUGGUGUCCUUGCACUCCACCUGGUGGAAAUGCAAUUCCAGGAGAGCGUCUCAGUGAAAUUACAGUAAUGCUGAGGGCUGACUUCAGAAACCAUAUUCAAGCAAUAGUGGAGAAACUUGCAGAGAAUACAAAAGUUCAGACUGCUACAAAAUUGAAGAAGAUAAUCCAAGACUCAAAGGAAACUGUUGUUGAGUCGGAUGUAAGAAGUAGAAUGCAGCCUUUGAAAGAUCUUUUGAUAAAUACGAUAGAGAACCUCCAUUCUGUUUUUGAGCCACAUGUGUUCAUAACCGUCCUUCGAAAUUUUUGGGACCGGAUGGGACAGGAUGUUCUACACUUUAUGGAAAACCGAAGAGAGAACAUGUCCUGGUAUAAGGGCUUAAGGAUUGCGAUUUCGGUGUUGGACGAAAUCUUUGCGGCACAGAUGCAGAAGUUGCUAGGGAAUGCACUCCAGGAAAAAGAUUUGGAGCCACCUCCAUCUGUGAUAGAAGUGCGGUCGAUGUUUGCGAGGAUUUUUUAAUUAUGAGAAGUAUCUAUCUGCCUGUACAGAUUUAGUCGAAUUACACACUGCUUGGAAAGGAAUGACUACCAGAAGCGAUGGUUUUCAGAAAUUUUGUAGAGGUCUCCAUUGGAGGCCAUCAUUUCUUUGCCUUUUGUUUUUUUGGAAGAGAUGUAUGAAAUUUUGGGAAGUCACAGAUUUGAUAUCCAUUUUCCUACAGUCUUGUAACCGGGCUGAAAGUUAUGAAAGAGGAAUGAGGUUCAAUCGCUA